CUCACUGUUAUCAGUUGCUGUCUUAAGUCGAAAGUGUUUGAGAGCCUCCCUGACACCAUGACUGCGCCUCUCCUGACGCCUCUGGUCGUGGGCCUCCUGAUUGCCUUCGCUGAAGCAGCCCAACAGGACUCUAGCAUUGUGAAUGGACGGGAGGCUAAGCCACACUCCAGACCUUACAUGGUCUCUGUGCAGCGAAAUAACGUACACAUCUGUGGUGGUUUCCUAGUGUCCAACUUCUUCAUAAUGACCGCAGCACAUUGCUGGAAGGGAGAGAGACUGACAGUUCUGCUCGGUGCCCAUGACAUUAACAAGAAACACGAGGGGAAAAGGGCUGAAGUGGAAAUGUACUACAAGCACCCUGAUUUCAGAAAACCGGACAAUGACAUCAUGCUUUUGCAGCUCAAGACUGCAGUCAAGAAGACCGAAAAAGUGCAGUGGAUCCCCCUCCCUAAGAAAGAUGAAGACGUCAAGCCUGGAACGAUCUGCAGUGUGGCAGGAUGGGGAGCCCUAAAAACAAAUGGGAGCGGGAGCCCACGCCUUCAGGAAGUCGAAGUGACCGUUGUGGACCGAAACAUGUGCAGAGAAAUGUGGGGGAAGAUACCAAUCACACGCAGGAUGAUGUGUGCAGGGGGAAGCGAUAGCAACAGAGGCUUCUGUCAGGGAGACUCUGGUGGUCCACUGGUAUACCAUGGCCAAGCAGUGGGAAUUGUUUCCUUCAAUAACUAUUGCGAUUACCCAGAUGUGCCCAACGUCUAUACUCAGAUCUCUAAGUUCUUGCCCUGGAUCAGGAAGUACAUCUAAUGUUUUUUACACUUUUAUUUUCCUUACUUUUAUUCUUUGCAUAUCUCGUCAUAUAUUUUGUUUAUCAGCUAGAAGUUUCCUUAUUUUAAGAUGAAUUUUCAGACAGAUAUGUCAAAUUCUUAUUUUACACAUUUUUAAGUCUUUUAGUGUAGGUUGAAGGUAUAUGUCCAGCCAUGCACCAUCAUAAUGUAUGCUUAGACAUUGGCCAUGUGCUUAUCUUUAAAAGUAAAACAAAGCUAAUUCCAUUUCCAAACUAGACAACGCCUGUUUAGAAGAGAUCUACUAAGUGUUGUUUAUUUGCAACCACUAUGCUUCUGCAGUUCCAUUUAUUUCAUUAAAACACAUGCAAAUAUGACAAA
This is a messenger RNA of Conger conger (European conger), 1160 nucleotides long. Its product is annotated as mast cell protease 3-like. Gene Ontology annotation, biological process: proteolysis. NCBI's taxonomy places the organism in Eukaryota, Metazoa, Chordata, Actinopteri, Anguilliformes, Congridae. The transcript has 5 exons. The record is from RefSeq and is a predicted model, not a curated record. Bases 58 to 801 code for a protein of 247 amino acids. Gene Ontology annotation, molecular function: serine-type endopeptidase activity.